UAUCCGCAGUGAGAUGACGUUUACCACCUUUUCUAAUUUGUGAUACGACACGCUCGGUAAAACACGGCUAAAGCCUUAUAAUUUUUUAAUUUUAUUUUUGACCAAACGUUUGAUUCAACGCAUAUCUUACAUCGCGUUGAACAAGAGAAAAAGUUGCCCUCGAAGCAAAAAAUCCAACAUUUUUUUUUCACCAAAGGUGUCAAAAAUAGGUAACGUAAAAAAUUGGUAAAAAGAAAAGGAUUGGCUAGCCGUACCAAGUACUUCUAUCUUGCUUAGUCAGCCGCCAAAAAAGUCUUCUGUUACUCUUCGACUGUGGAGUGCCGACAUUAAACGAAAAUUAAUAUUGGAAGCCCACGACACCGCAUCAACGAUAGUUAAACAAAUAGCAGUACUAUGGGUUUAACAAUUAGUGGCAUGCUGACUCGCCUCUUUGGUAAGAAGCAAGUUCGUAUCUUGAUGGUGGGUCUUGAUGCUGCUGGUAAAACAACGAUAUUGUACAAGCUGAAACUUGGAGAAAUUGUAACAACUAUACCCACGAUUGGCUUCAACGUAGAGACUGUCGAGUACAAAAAUAUAUGCUUUACGGUGUGGGAUGUGGGUGGUCAAGACAAGAUCAGACCACUGUGGAGGCACUAUUUCCAAAACACUCAGGGGCUGAUCUUUGUGGUUGACAGUAAUGACCGUGAGCGUAUAGCCGAGGCAGAGCGUGAACUUGCAAAUAUGUUGAAAGAGGAUGAGUUGCGAGAUGCAGUGCUGCUGGUAUUCGCCAAUAAGCAAGACUUACCGAAUGCAAUGUCAGCUGCUGAGCUCACAGACAAGCUUGGUUUGAACUCCUUAAGAGGACGUCAUUGGUACAUUCAGAGUGCCUGUGCUACUCAAGGACAUGGAUUGUAUGAAGGCCUCGACUGGCUUAGCAACGAACUUGCCAAGAAGUGAUGAGGCAUCCACUUGUUUUCGACCUACUUAUGUGUGUGUGUGUGUGUGUGUA
This is a messenger RNA of Ceratosolen solmsi marchali, 988 nucleotides long. RefSeq names its product ADP-ribosylation factor 2 (gene Arf102F). The coding region runs from base 394 to 936 and encodes 180 amino acids. Gene Ontology annotation, molecular function: GTP binding; GTPase activity. Lineage: Eukaryota; Metazoa; Arthropoda; Insecta; Hymenoptera; Agaonidae. The record is from RefSeq and is a predicted model, not a curated record. The transcript has 2 exons.